GUUGUUGUUAGAAAUGCAACUUAAUUAAGUUGACAUGUAUGCAAAAUAGAUCUUUAUGUUGGCAUCGUAUCUGAUUUAUUGCAACUCGCCCGAAACAUUGAAUGUAUGAACUGUUUAAAAUUCCCAACGCAAUCACGUGAUGUACAAAAUGUCGGCGCCCAUGGAAGAUAAAAAGGAACAUAAACAACUCCAAUUUGUGUCAUUCAGUAGUUUUCUGGACUCUGGAUUUUGGCAUAAACUUUCGGAAAAUAAACUUGAUGUCUAUGGCUUAGAUGAGAGUGAGAAAGAGAUCAAAGGAUUUUACUACAAUGGAGAUCCGGCGGGGAUGCCUUGUAGAAUGAAUGUAGAAUUUACAGCAUUUGAAAAAGAUGCAAAGACACCACAUAAAUGCUUGCCAAUGCCUGGGAUGCUACACAAUACCAACACCAUCGACAAAUUCAAAGAAUGUGAUAAGAAAGAUAUGUUGAAUCAGGCAGGGAAAGGGAUCUGGGAUGCGAUUGUCAGUGGAGAAGCAUUGGAAUCUCCUGAACUUCUCUCCAGAUUCCUCCUCCUAACAUUUGCUGAUUUAAAAAAGUACCAUUAUUACUACUGGUUUUGUUUUCCCUGCCUGUGUACCCCAACUGAUGUUACCUUGAACUCAGGGCCAAUCAAAAUCAAGGACAAAUUCACUGCAGACCAGGUUGGGAUGUUUCUGCAAGCCUAUGAUGAAUUCCAAGGUCAGCAAGAAACCUAUCAGGGAUAUUUCAUCACAGUUUAUUCCCAGGGAGGAUUUGUUAUAGACAAUGUAAAAAAUAUGAUCCUAUAUAACAAUACACACGAGAUAUACUUUGGAGUGUGUGAUCCCAGCACCAUUGAAGAUUAUCCUGGUUGGCCACUCAGGAACUUUCUAGUUUUAAUAUCACAUCACUGGAAAGGUGACUUGAAAAAUGUAAAUAUAUUGUGUAUGCGAGAUAGAACUCGAGAUGGAUCCCGAGAUAUCUCGCACAGUCUCGUACUGUCCAUCAGUAUUCCGGAAAUGAAAAGUUUAAAUGAAUGUCCAAAAUGUGUAGGAUGGGAGAAAAAUGAAAAACAGAAACUAGCCCCAAGAUUUGUGAACCUCAGUGCAACAAUGGAUCCCACUAGGCUUGCUGCUUCAGCCGUCGACCUCAAUCUGAAGUUGAUGAGAUGGAGACUACUACCGGAGCUGAAUUUAGACCGAGUAUCAGGGACCAGAUGUCUACUGUUAGGAGCCGGCACUCUCGGAUGCAAUGUGGCAAGGUGUUUACUGGGUUGGGGAGUACGAAGCAUAACUCUUGUUGACAAUGGUAAGGUCUCAUACUCCAACCCAGUACGCCAGACCUUAUUUGUGUUUGAGGAUUGUGUAAAGGGAGGUAAGCCAAAGGCGGAAGCAGCAGCUGAGGCACUGAAGAAAAUAUUUCCUGGGGUGGAUGCCAAAGGAAUAAGUCUGUCCAUUCCAAUGCCUGGCCAUGCAGUUCCAGAUAGUGCUAUAGAAAUUGUACAGAAGGAUGUAAAAACACUCCAGGAUUUGGUGAAUUCCCAUGAUGCAAUAUUCUUACUACUGGACACAAGAGAAAGUCGAUGGCUUCCUACACUAAUGGCAGCUGAAAAGAAAAAGAUUGUGAUAUGUUCUGCCUUAGGGUUUGACACAUACCUAGUCAUGCGUCAUGGAGUGAAGUCAGACGUUGAGGAGAGAGAACCAGCACCUCUUUCCUCCUACACCUCAAUACCAGGGGACCAGCUAGGCUGUUAUUUCUGUAAUGAUGUUGUGGCCCCGGGAAAUUCGUUAAGGGACCGGACUCUGGACCAGCAGUGUACCGUUUCCCGGCCGGGGAUUUCUUACAUGGCUGCUGCUCUAGCUGUAGAACUUCUGGUGUCCAUACUGCAACAUCCACAACUAGGAGAAGCCCCAGCAGACUCCAGCGCUAAUGAUGAGCACCUGAACAAGGAAUUUGGCUGUUCACUCGGUCUAAUUCCACACCAGAUUCGUUGCUUUAUGUCCCGUUUUCAACAAAUCCUUCCUGCCUGUAGAGCAUUUGAUAAAUGUACUGCCUGUUCUAAAACUGUGAUACAGCAAUAUAGGGAAGAUGGCUUUACUUUUCUACGGAGAGCGUUUAACGAACCUUCCUAUUUAGAGGAUUUGACUGGACUGACUCAGAUGCAUCAGGAGACUCUAGAUGCUGAGGUUUGGGGAUUCAGUGAUGAUGAGGAAUGUAACAUCAUGGAGCUUUCUUGAUGGUGGAUAAUGAACUGUUCUUUAUGUUUUAUUUAACAUGUGUAGCCAAUGUACAAUUUGUCACUUAUUUAUUGCAAAUUAUUCUUUUAUCCAUAUUUAUGAAUGAGAAAAAUAUACAGUGGUAUAAUAAUAACUGUGUACUUGUGUUGCUUAGAAAUUGAAAAUGACAUUUUAUAUUUAUUAUAGAAAUGAUCCAAUGCU
This is a messenger RNA of Ostrea edulis (European flat oyster), 2434 nucleotides long. Its product is annotated as ubiquitin-like modifier-activating enzyme ATG7. Gene Ontology annotation, biological process: piecemeal microautophagy of the nucleus; autophagosome assembly; protein modification by small protein conjugation. Gene Ontology annotation, molecular function: Atg12 activating enzyme activity; Atg8 activating enzyme activity. The record is from RefSeq and is a predicted model, not a curated record. Bases 140 to 2233 code for a protein of 697 amino acids. Gene Ontology annotation, cellular component: cytoplasm; phagophore assembly site. The transcript has 19 exons. NCBI's taxonomy places the organism in Eukaryota, Metazoa, Mollusca, Bivalvia, Ostreida, Ostreidae.